Molecule: messenger RNA, 1474 nt
Organism: Wasmannia auropunctata (little fire ant)
Lineage: Eukaryota; Metazoa; Arthropoda; Insecta; Hymenoptera; Formicidae
Exons: 6
Coding region: 49-1266 (405 amino acids)
Source: RefSeq, a predicted model, not a curated record
CCGAUCUAGUAAACGAUUCAUUAAAUCGAAAACGAGCAAGUUGUAGAAAUGGCCCUAAACACAUCGUCAUGGUUGAAUCAAUGCUUCGUGGAGAAGAUUCUGCGAAAAUCGGAAAGCGAUGAUUCGAUUCAAGUGAUCGAUGUAUUUUCGAAUCGGGGCUCGAACAAGGGUGACAACUAUAUUUGCGAUAUUGUCAGGAUUACUGCUGAAUUUUCGCGUGAACAAGAAGGCCGUAAGAUUGUAGAAAAGAAAUCAAUCAUCCUUAAAGUUUCGCCUACAUCCGAAAGUGUUCGAUACAAAUGGCUCACAAAAGCAGCUUUCUUUCGUACCGAGGUAUCAAUGAUGUUAAAUACUUUGGAUAAAAUGAAUAAUUUAUUAGGUCCAAAGUACCGUUUAAGUGGGAGAGGUUUAUACGUGCAAAAUGAAAAUCCAAUGCUUCUGGCGAUCGAAGAUCUGAUGCCUCUCGGCUUUCGCAUGACCGAUCUGUCUGGUCUUGACUUAGCUCAUUCCAUAUUGGUGCUUCGCGGAUUAGCCAGGUUUCAUGCAGCCUCUGUAAUCGUAUGUGAAAAAGAACCAAAGCAAAAGGAGAUGUAUACCAGAGGAUUAUUUAACAACCAGAAUCCAUCAGAAUCGAAGGAUUUUUUUAAUAGGGGUACUAAAGCUUUAUCAGAGGAGGUUGUAAACUGGCCAGAAGUAAAAAAAUAUUCGGAAAAGAUUGCUAAACUCUCCGAUCACAUGUAUCAAAUAGCAAUAGAUGCAACCAAACUCUCUGAGAAUGAAUUUAAUGUUAUUAAUCACGGCGAUCCUCAGAUGAAAAAUAUGUUGUUUAAAUAUGACAAUGAUGGUAAUCCUACUGAUCAGAUUUUUGUGGACUUCCAGACCUGCGUCUACACAUCACCGGCGUUUGAUUUUUUAUAUUUUCUCAAUUCAAGUCUUUCGUUUGAUGCCAUUGAAAACAAGAAAGACGUUUUAUUAAACGAAUACUAUAGCAUUUUGUUGAUGACUAUGAAGCAACUGAACUGCAAGACGCAGCCGCCCACAAUGGAGGAACUGAAGGAUGCCAUAAAGCGUAGGGCUAGCUUAGAAAUGGUGUCAUCCUUCGUCGUUUUACCGUUAAUGCUGUGCCCUAAGACUGAAGCGAAAGAUUUUGACGAGAUGAUGGGCACUGAUAUUUGGAUUAGUCCAGGCUUAAAGAGCGAAGAUUUUAAAAAAUUAAUAAUAAAGAGAAUUCCACUGUAUGAUGAGUGGGGUUUACUGGAUCUCUAAUGCAUACUUAAUUUUUAAUAAUCAGAAAUAAAAAUGAAUUUAAAAAAUAAUAGACAUAUAAUCAUAACAAAUACAAUAAAAUUAGUUAACAAUAUUAGUGCAAUAAUCAUGUUUCUUUUUUAAGGAGGAGACAUUGUGGCUACUAUUUAGAAAUUACUAUUAUAAUAUUAGCUUAGUUAAAAAAAUAAAAAAUUAUUCUUUUGUAAAA